AUGCGCACCUCGCCCAACAUCAUCAUCACCGGCACCCCCGGCGUCGGUAAAACCGUCCACUGCGAACAACUUGCCCAGGACACCGGGCUAAAACACUUGAGCGUGAACCAGAUCGCCAAGGAGCGCGACUGUUUUGAUGAAUAUGAUGAGGAGCGCAAGAGUUGGGUCGUUGAUGAGGAUAAGCUGCUCGACGCGAUCGAAGACGAAGUGCUCCAAGGUGGCUACCUGAUUGAUUGGCAUGCCUGCGAUCUGUUCCCCAAGUCAUGGAUUGAUCUGGUUGUUGUUGUGCGGUGUCCCGAGACGUCCUUGCUAUAUGAUCGAUUAAGCUCAAGAGGAUAUCACGAGGAAAAACUCCAAGAGAACCUCGACGCAGAAAUCUUCGGCGUUCUGCUAGAAGAAGCACGCGAAGCAUACGAUGAGGAAAUUGUCGUCGAAUUGAACAGUGAAAAGGACGGCGAUGUCGAUAGUAAUUGUGCGCGGAUCGCCGAAUGGAUCGAGAAUUGGAAAAAGGAGCAUGCGGAGGGUGAUGAAGAGUGA
Molecule: messenger RNA, 537 nt
Organism: Penicillium diatomitis
Lineage: Eukaryota; Fungi; Ascomycota; Eurotiomycetes; Eurotiales; Aspergillaceae
Product: nucleoside triphosphates FAP7
Exons: 3
Coding region: 1-537 (178 amino acids)
Cellular component (GO): nucleus; cytoplasm
Molecular function (GO): ATP binding; ATP hydrolysis activity; AMP kinase activity
Source: RefSeq, a predicted model, not a curated record